Micropterus dolomieu (smallmouth bass) is the source of this 2200-nucleotide messenger RNA. RefSeq names its product trypsin like peroxisomal matrix peptidase 1 (gene tysnd1). Lineage: Eukaryota; Metazoa; Chordata; Actinopteri; Centrarchiformes; Centrarchidae. The record is from RefSeq and is a predicted model, not a curated record. Gene Ontology annotation, biological process: regulation of fatty acid beta-oxidation; protein processing. Bases 186 to 1826 code for a protein of 546 amino acids. Gene Ontology annotation, cellular component: peroxisome. Gene Ontology annotation, molecular function: serine-type endopeptidase activity. The transcript is spliced from 4 exons.
GGAAGCAAGAAAACAGAAUUACGUUACUAAACGCGAAUGUGAAGAUUUGUCAAAUUAGUUUCGUCAGUCUGCUCUACCUGCCCAGUAUGGGGGGUUAUUUUAUUGUCUACCAACUUGCCUGUAGCUGAUUUUAAUGUGCUGCUUUUCAACGGGUUUCCAGUGUCUUCAAGUUGCUAAACUCUUUUAUGGACAUAUGGGCAAAGGGCUGCAUUGCUAACGGCAUGGAGGUAAAGGAGGUCGAGGGCUGUUGUUGUGUAGUCAAAGUGUCAGAGGCUUUUUCAGCAAAGAAACCCCUGAGCUGCAGCGGAGUUAUCGUCCAUUCUCAGACUGGAACAGUUAUAUGCACCGGCGUCCCGUUUUCCCGUUUUAUUACCGACAAAGAGCCCCUCUCCACAGACCACAGGUUCCUGUCACCCCGCAGCUUCGGUGAAAAACUGAAAAUCCGCGUCAGCUUUUCUACUGAGCGAGAUUUGGACACCGACCAGCCCGCACGGGGAGAAGCAUUCUCACCCACCAGAAGUAAAACAACAUGGCAAAGGGAAGUUGCAGCCGAGUUGCUGAUGCUGGUGAACUGCCUGGAGUUCAAACAGGCUUUCCAAGCAGUUUUCCAGGAGGAUGACCAGUGGCGUUUCCAUGAUGAUGAAGAAGAUGAGGAGCUGAUCAGAGAUACCCAGAUCCUUAGCUGGUUCGCUGUACUCAAGGCAGAAUGUGUGCCGGUAAAGGGCAGUCCAAAUUUAGGGACUAUACUCUGGCAGAGCAGCUCAUCUCUCCAAAAAGGCUGCCCUGUUGUUGCAUGUGGCUCACCUUUCGGCUCCCUCUGCUUAGAUCUCUUCAUCAGCACCCUCAGCAGAGGUAUCAUCAGUAACCUCGCUGGGGAGGACAACGCUGUCAUCCUCACAGAUGCCCGGUGCUUGCCCGGCACAGAGGGGGGAGGUUUGUUUGUGGUGAAAGGCGCAGACAGUGUGUGUCUCACUGGACUGAUCGUGUCUCCAUUUGGUUGGAAGGCGAAUGAGUGGAUAGGCCUCACUCUAGUCUGCUCCGUUCACUUGAUCUUCAGGAACAUCAUCCACUGCGUGAGCUUUCAAGAUCCACUCCGAGAUGUUUGGCUCCAUCCGGGAGAGGCAGGCCUCUACAUGUCCACCGCAGCCCACGAGUCAAACGCUGUUAAAUACCCCACUGUGUGCCUUGUGGACAGUGGACAGUUCUGGGGCUCAGGGGUUGUUGUCACCUCUCAGCUGGUUGUGACCUGCCGGCACGUUGUCAACGGGAAGUCGACAGUCACCCUGAAGUUCCAUCACAGGGACAGAGUCCAUGAUAUUGUGGGUGAUGUGCUGUUUUCCACUAAAGCAUCUUCACCCUAUGAUUUGGCUUUGGUGCAGCUGAGUGACUCCACUACCGAGGCUGUGGUCCCCCGAAUGGCUCAGAGUUUCAAUCCAGGUGAUUCUGUAGUUGUGGUGGGGUAUGGGGGGUUGGGUCUGCGCUGUGGUCCGUCCCUGACCUGUGGUGUCCUCUCUAAAGCCAUUUGCUUGAAUGACCAGCCUGUCAUGCUUCAGACCACCUGUGCAGUACAAGCAGGGAGCAGCGGGGGUGCUGUGGUGCAGAAACACUCGGGAGAGCUGCUGGGUAUCGUGUCCAGCAACACAAGGGACUUGGCUGCCAAGGUGACUUACCCGCACCUCAACUUUUGCAUCCCAGUGACUAUUUUCCAGAGAUUGCUGCAGCACUUUCACCAGACAAAGGACGUUGAUGUGUUCAGGGUGUUGGACACCACAGAAGAAGAAGUCAUAAGGGUGUGGAGGCUACAAGGUGCUCAAAGCAAACUGUAAGGACCCCUGCACCUUGAGAUAUGGUAUAGAAAAUGGUUGGAUGGUUUUAUUUUAGAUCAUUUUAAUUUAUAGAUAAUCAAAUUGAAAUGUGUGAUUUUGUUUCUUUUUACAAAACUGGUAUUUUCAAAUAUAGUUUAAUACUGCAAUACCACAGAGACAGGCACAAAGUCACAGAUAUGAGGGAAUGCAAACAAAACAAGAAUCAUUCAUUCUUAAUGUUGAUACCCAGAGUCAUGCAGUAAACAAUGUGAAAUAUUUAUAAAAGACCAUGUUAACAGCUGAGUUAAAUUUACUUUAAUAUCUGUUGAGAUUGUUUUAUUGUACUGUAAUGUACAGUGAGGUAAUUAAAUUAAUAAAAUAGUUUAUUCUGGUGA